Messenger RNA from Durusdinium trenchii, 2595 nucleotides. Lineage: Eukaryota; Dinophyceae; Suessiales; Symbiodiniaceae. The record is from the annotation of a GenBank genome assembly.
AUGAUAAAUACGUUGAAGCCAGGCCCAUGGAAAGACUGGUUUGAGACAGGGGUCAGCCCUCCAGAUACACACCCGCUGAAAUUGCUCCUCAACGACCCGCAGCUGGCAAAGUAUAUCUGGAGCUCCACUACCUGUGGCGGACAGAUGUCUGGCCUAGCUCUGCAGGCCAGAGAUGACCUGGAGCAGCUUCAAGGAAGCGCUUCCUUUGAGGAUUGGACAGAUACGUUGGCCCUGGUGAUGUCUAGAUCUGUCAUUGAAGACAGGGAGGAGAGGCCAUUGCUGGUCAUGGGGUUGGAUCUACUGCAGGCUGCAGAAGAUCCGGUCUUGAAGUUAGAGCUGAACUAUGGGAAGGAGGGUGCCGUGCUCGGCCUGGGUGGCCGGGGCCCGGAGAAGCUGGUACAUGCCUCGAUGGACAAUUGCAAUGAUGAAUUGCCGGUGCAUCAUUCUUGGGUGAUUGCGGAAAGCGUGCUUCGUGUCACGAAUUCAGAGGCAUUCUAUUUCGAACACCAAUGCUUUGAGGACGAUUUUGCGGGCAUCAAGGAAAGUUGCCUGGAGGACCUGGGCUUGAGUGAUGCACCCUUGAGCUUUACUUUCAGCCUUUCAGACGGAAUCUUGGCGCCCAGGGAGAUUGAUGAAUGGGAGAAGAAAUCUGAGCUUGAAAAGAUGACCCAUGUGUUGCGCUUCCAAACUUGUGGUGGGACCGAUUCUUUCCUUCUGGAUGCGGUCUAUGUCGAGCGUUUCUGGUACAACUGCAACUUUCGCAUUUCCCGAAACAACGAGGUUCCGGAUUCCAGCAAAUUGCAUUUGCAAACAGCUUGUUCAUGGCAAUCCAUUGUGUCUCAGAUCUUGGUGUGCCAAGCUGCCAUGGCUGAGUGUGACAGAUGGCUGGAGCGCUUUGAUGCCAUAGAGGUGUCUCGCGGCAUGAAGAAACCUCGCAAGAUUGCAGCUCUUGUGGUUUUUGGAGUGUGCGUCGCCAGGGCUAUAUUGCAUCAGGUCCAAGAACACAGGAGGACCCAUGACCUCAUGGCAGCGUUCGAUUCUGGGCAUGAUGACCACCUUUCAUCCAAGGAGCUGGCGUCUUUGCUGCAAGCCAACGGGGUGGACGUGUCCCAGGACCAAGUGGGCCGCAUGUUUGGUCGCGUGGACAAUGAAGGUGAUGGCUUCGAUGAUGUGGAGCUGACUCGCAUAUUGAGCAUCGUAUCUGGACUGCCAGCGGUUUCGGAGCGCGUCAAGAUGGCAGCGCAAGCAGGAAACAGCUGGAUGGUGGACCUGAUCCUUUGUACAGUUGCCGGAGUUGGCUUAUAUUAUAUUGUUGGGCAGUCAGAUGUGCUGGAAAAGCGCUGGCUCCAAAGCUCCUUCCGUGGAGCCGUGCAAUUCCACCGAAUGCAGUCCAAGUGUGGCAAGCUCAACAAACAACUUGGGGACUUGUCUGAUGAACGUACCAAGCUUGAGCAAAGCAUCAAGGAAAUUGAGAAGGAAUCUCCUACCAGCGGAGGUGAGGAUCGGUUGUCGGAGCUCAGCAGAUUGUCAACACGCUUGGAGGAGGUCACAGAGCAGCAGAGAGCUGCAACGGAUCAAUUGCAGGCAGAAGUGUCAAAGUGGCAAGCUGCUGCUGAAGAGGCCAUGAGACAGGCCAACAAUGUCAAGUCCAAAAUGGCUAGCAUGAUGACCUGCAUCAAGGGUUUGGAUGCCUUCAGCGGCACUGGGACCAAACGUUUUGACAACGAAGGGGCGCAGCAAGGCUUUUGCCACAAGACCCAUGUUGGCUUUUGCCUCGACACUAUCACAUUCGGAACCAUCGAGGAUGGCAAACUUCUGCUUUUCGAGACGUCUACCCGGCACAAAAUUGGUGAAGGACGUGAUAGCGCAUAUCGCUGCAAAGAGCUCGAGACAGGCGAGGAGUUCGCACUCAAGAUGUACACAAUGAGCAACCCGAGCCAAAGGAGAUCGAUCAUGCAUGAUCUUUACGCUCAUCGAGUUUUGCUUGGAAAGCACCCUCGGAUAGUGAGUUACAAGCGCGUUAUAGAGUCAGAGACGACGAUCUUCGUCUUGAUGGAACUUUUAGCCGGAAAGGACCUUUUUGAUGUGGUUUGCGCUCGAGUGCUUACAGAGGAGCAGGCUCAGCCACUCUUUCGCGAGCUUGUGGAAGGCUUGCAGCACUUGCACAACAACAAAGUGAUUCAUUGUGACGUGAAGCCUGAGAAUGCAAUGGUCCUGGGUAGUAUUGAUUGUGGCACCGCACACCUGAAGCUCAUUGAUUUUGGUUGCUCCUGCUUCAAUGACUUCAUCAAGGAGAGUGAGACAACUGAGAAACGAGCUUGCGUUGUUUACGACAGGUAUAUGCCUCCGGAACUGGGCGCUUCACCCACAGCGGCGCCAACUGUAGCUACUGACAUUUGGCGCCUCGGUUGUACCCUCUACGUGAUGCUGGUGCGAAGCCCGCCCUUCCAUGAUGACGCGCAGACUCGCCCUGGCAUCGAGGCUAGGGAGCAGGGCAGAUUCUACAAACCUGAGUCAUACGAAUUGUUGUCAGAUGAGGCCAAGGCCAUGACCUCAGUGGCGUUGACCAAUGCUUGCUCCAAAGUUGUGGCGUAG